Molecule: messenger RNA, 3101 nt
Organism: Lates calcarifer (barramundi perch)
Lineage: Eukaryota; Metazoa; Chordata; Actinopteri; Centropomidae
Product: dipeptidyl peptidase 4
Exons: 26
Coding region: 357-2579 (740 amino acids)
Biological process (GO): proteolysis
Molecular function (GO): dipeptidyl-peptidase activity; serine-type endopeptidase activity
Source: RefSeq, a predicted model, not a curated record
AGGUAGAAAAUGGGUUAUCAUAUUAAUAAGGAUAUAAAAAUGUCAUGGCCAUAUUCCCAGGACGACGUAUGAAUGAAUGACUUGUAGCUGUUGUGAGUAGUGGACAGUUUGGGGAACCGCCUGACAAGCAGCUGCACACUUCCUCAAAACAGUGGAGCACCAUGAAACCUGACGAACUUUACUCCGCUUGACAUUUAUUGUCCCACCUUUGAAACUUCAGUUGAGAUAAUAUUUAACAGCAAAGCCAGUGUGUCGCAUAACUUUGGCGUUCUCCGCGCGUGCAGCCGCCUGGAUCGAUGGAGUUGUGAUUUGGAUGGUUAUUGGUUUAGCACACCGGCCGCGCACAGAGAAAAAAAAUGGUUUCCGUCGGCAAGGUGCUCCUCGGGGUUUUUGGAGUAGCAGUCGUUGUCAUUUUGAUAGCGGUACCCACGGCUAUAUUUCUGAAUGAGGAGAAGGGGGGAAACCAGAGAUCCUUCACCCUGGAGGAUGUCUUCAACAGUUCACUGAGACCAAAGUCCUUUGGCAUGAGGUGGAUCUCAGACGAUGAGUAUCUCCAUAAGUCCCAAGGCUCAGUCUACCUCACCAACGUGAUCACAGAAGAGUCCAAAGAGUUCUUGAGCAAAGACAAAUUCAAUGAAAAAAAGGCUUAUGAUUACCAACUGUCUGCUGACCGAAAAUAUGUCGCUUUCAUGAGCAACCAUUCCAAGCUGUGGAGGCAUUCAUUUACAGCUUCAUAUUCACUGUAUGAUGUGAAUUCAGACAAAUUUUUCACACCCUCUGACAUUCCUGAUGAAGUCCAGUACUUCUCCUGGGCGCCCAUAGGGAACAAACUGGCCUUUGUCUGGGAGAACAAUGUGUAUAUAAAGACCAGUCCUGGGUCCCCAGCACAGCAAAUCACAUUCAAUGGAAAGGAGAAUUUCAUUUUAAAUGGGAUUCCAGACUGGGUGUAUGAGGAGGAGAUGUUCUCAUCCAGUCAGGGCCUCUGGUGGUCACCUGGGGGGAAGUACGUGGCUUAUGCUGAGUUCAAUGACACAGGGGUCCACAAUAUAGAGUAUUCCUGGUACGGUGAGAACCAGUACCCCAGCACUGUUUCCAUUCCAUAUCCAAAGCCAGGUACUCCUAACCCUGUUGUGAAAUUGUUUGUUGUGGACACUGACAACACAACAAAAAUUACUGAGGUUGUUGUUCCAGCCUCAUUCAGCGCAAGUGAGCACUACCUGGCCACUGUUACUUGGGUGACAGAUAACCGUAUUGCUGUCCAGUGGCUUAAGAGAGUACAAAACCACCUCAUCCUUCAGAUCUACAACUUGAGUGAAUCCAGAUGGGAUCCUAUUGAGCAUCUGGAAGUGAAGAGCGCCACAGGCUGGAUUGGACGGUUCUCUCCACCAGAACCUGUUUUUGCUGAAGACAAGGCCAGCUAUUACCUGCUGAUGAGUGACACCAAAAAGUACAAGCACAUCCAUCAUGUUGUUGGGGGAGUGGCCACACCAAUCACCUCUGGAGAGUGGGAAGUCAUUAACAUUCUGAAAGUCAAAGCAGAUAGUGUAUAUUAUUCAAGUAACGAAGACGGCGGCAAGCCAGGAGGAAGGAAUGUUUACAAGUGGACCAAACAAGGGACCAAGUGUCUGACUUGCACAUUACAUGGAGAAAAAUGUCAGUACAACUCAGCUUACUUCAGCCACAAUGCCUCCUUCUACCGUCUGAGCUGCAGUGGUCCAGGCAUUCCUUACCAUUCUAUCAUGGAUAACAGGAAUGAUAAAGAGCUGAAAGUUCUGGAGAACAACACUGCAUUUAGCAACCUGAUAUCUGACCUCCAAAUGCCCUCCAUGCGCCGCGGUACCAUCAAAGUUGCUGGAUACAAUCUCUGGUACCAGAUGUUUUUGCCUCCAGGUUUUGAUGAAUCCAAGAAGUACCCUCUACUGAUUGAUGUGUAUGCAGGUCCCUGCAGUCAGAAAGCAGACUUCACCUACAGGGUCAGCUGGUCCACUUACCUGGCCAGCACAGAGAAAAUCAUCGUAGCCAGCUUUGACGGAAGGGGAAGCGGUUUCCAGGGCGACCAGUUAAUGCAUGAAAUUUACAAACGUCUGGGAACCUAUGAAGUGGAAGAUCAGAUAACAGCUGCCAAGGAAUUCAUCAAAAUGGGUUUCAUUGACAAAGACAGAGUUGCUAUCUGGGGCUGGUCUUAUGGUGGGUAUGUAACAUCAAUGGCCUUGGGAGCUGGAAGUGGAGUUUUCAAAUGUGGAAUGGCAGUGGCUCCAGUUUCCAAAUGGGUUUAUUAUGAUUCCAUCUACACAGAGCGUUACAUGAUGGAACCUUCAGAGAAUCCUGACGCCUACCUUAACUCGACAGUGACUGCCAGGGCCAAGAAUUUCCAUUCAGUGCAGUAUCUCCUGGUUCAUGGAACAGCUGAUGACAAUGUUCAUUUCCAGCAGGCAGCUGAGAUCUCAGAAGCUCUGGUGGAGGAGCAGGUGGACUUUGAGGCAAUGUGGUACACAGACAAGGAUCAUGGGCUUGAGGGUUCAGCCCAUCAACACGUUUACACCCACAUGAGUCACUUCCUACUGAGGUGUUUUGCCUAAAAUCCACUGGAAACAUCUUUUCAAACCAACAUCUGCUUUUAAUGUCUCAUGUGCAUAGAAAACAUUUUUUAACAUUAAGAUUUUAAUUGUAAAUGCAGGCUUGAUUAUUAUUGUUUCCUAAUGUCAAGGAAAAAGUCUUAUUUUGUUUUUAAAAGCACUUAUUUUGAGCAUAAACUUGAUAAGUACAAAGUCCAAGUCAUAAUGUCAUUCUAUGUUUGUAUGUGAAAUGUUGUCUUGCAUCUAUUUAGUUAGGAAAAAAAACACGCUUCUCUAGAAAUUAUGACUGAAAUUUUUGCUUUGUUAAAGAAGUAAUGACCUGACCUGAGAAAGACCAGAUGAAAUAAUGUUGUGUCAGAGUGAAACAGUGCUACAUCUAAGAGUUUUUACAGUGUGGUAUUAAAUGAUGCACAGAAACAUAAUGCACCUCAGUGAUUUUAUACAGUUUUAAUAAAUGUAUGAUAUUCAUGACUAUUUUAUGUAAUGAUUGUUUUCUUAAAUAAUAAAGAAUUAAAUAAUGAAAAA